UGUCAACAGCUAAUCAGCUGAUGCAUCAUCAUGCAUACUCCAUCUAUCAGAAAUAUACCUAACUUUACGUGAAAUUGUAUCAGCUGAUGAUGUUGAUAAUCAACAAAGUUUUUAUAGCGGUUUCUACUGUGAUUUCUAACCUCACUCAAUGAUCAAUUACUUAUUUAUUGUUAAUAAUUUAAUAAUACAAUAGAAAUAGUGAUUAAGAAUAAUGGAAUCAAAUAAUAACAAUAGUAAUGAGCAGUCAGUAGAAUCGAGUAGUAAUCAAAACAAUGAGAAGAAUAAUGACGAAGAAAAAUUAAAUUUGACAAAACCUCAAGUUGAACAACAAGAAGAAUCAAAAUCUGAAGAUGAAUUAUUAAAUACAUCAAAUCAAGAACAAUUUAAAAAACCAGUCUUAAUAGUUGGACCGCGAAAAGGUAAAACUGGUUCAAUACGUACCAUUUCUGCUACUAAAUUAGUAAUUCCUCAGCCAACAUGUCUUGAAUCAGAUCAAACAAAUACAGAAACAUCAGAAUUAGACAAUACUGGGCAAAAAAAUAUAUCUGAUUAUAAGCUACCGCUGAAUUACAAAGAACCGGCGUGGAGCGGUAAGCCACAAAAUAGAUAUAAAAUUGAAGUAUUAAAAUCUGGAGUUAUUUUAGAUACGGUUGACUUAACACAGAAAAGUUUUUAUGUUAUUGGACGACUUCCUAUGUGUGAUAUACCUUUAGCUCAUCCUACUAUUUCUAGAUUUCAUGCUAUUCUUCAAUAUAGACUCGAAGGCGAUGAUAAAAAUGGUCCAGGAUAUUACUUAUACGAUUUAGAAAGCACUCAUGGUACUUUUUGGAACGGAUGUCGAAUAAGACCAAAAACUUAUGUGAGGCUUCGCGGAGGACAUAUGGUAAAAUUCGGUUGUAGCCAACGUAAAUUUAUUAUUCAGACACCAUCAGACGAGGUAGAAGAAGAAUCUGAAUAUUCUGUAUCUGAAUUGAAGGAAAUGAGAAGGUUGGAAUUAUUAAAAAAGGAAAAAGAAGAAAAACUUCGCUUAGAAGAAGAAAAAAUGAAAAAAGAAAAGGAAGAAGCUGAAGGUAUUGAUUGGGGAAUAAGUGAAGAUGCUGAUGAAGAAUCAGAUCUGGCCGAGAAUCCUUAUGCAAUGACCAAUAAUGAAGAAUUAUUUUUGGACGAUCCUAAAAAAACAUUGCGCGGAUGGUUUGAAAGAGAAGGAUAUGAUUUACAGUAUCAGACAGAAGAAAAGGGUGUGGGCCAAUUUUUGUGUUGGGUUGAACUACCUAUAGAUGCAUCAAGUAAAACUGUUAAAGCAGAAGCUUUAGUGAAAGGUAAAAAAAAGGAAGCUGUUAUUCAAUGUGCACUGGAAGCUUGUCGAAUUUUAGACAGAUAUGGUCUGUUAAGACAGGCAACACAUGAAGGAAGGAAACGUAAAUCAAGAAAUUGGGAAGAAGAAGAUUAUUACGAUUCCGAUGAAGAUAAUUUCUUGGAUAGAACUGGCACUGUAGAACGUAAAAGAGAACAACGAAUGAGGAAUGCUGGUAAAUUGGAAGAAAAAGCAGAAACUUAUACUUCUUUGAUCGAAAAACACUCGAUUGUUGUUAAAGAAAUAAAUAAAAUUGAAAUAACUUUGAAAAACCAUAAUGAUGCUCAAAAAAGUGCAGAUUCUAAUUCUAAUGCGGAUGCUUUAGAUGCAUUCAUGUCAAAUUUAAGUUCAGCCGUUUUGAAUAAAAGCGAUUUGAUGAAAUUAAAGAUGAAAUUACUAGCAUUUAAAAAAGAGGAAGAAAAAUUGAGAAGAUUAGUAAAUAUUGCGAAACCGGCUACUUUACCAGCAUUAAAUCCUCCCAGCAGUGUAACGGCUUCUAAAAGUACAGAAGAAAAUAUUAGUUCCCAAAAACGACAACGUACAGAUGACAGUCAAUCAAAAGAUAGUAAAGAUUCCAAUGAAACUAAAAAUACAAAAGAAGAGCAGUUUCUGGAUAAAGUACAUUAUGGUUUAAUAAGUUCUGCUAAAGAAGUUGACACAGUAAAAAAAGUAGAAGAAGAAAAUCAUAAUAAACUAAAAGAUGAUGAAAACAUAGAAACAAAUAAAAAUAAGGCUGAAGAUAAUAAAAAAAAAAUCGAAGAAGAUGAAAUAAAUAAGACAAAGAAAAAAAGUAUGCGAAAAAUGAAACAAAAACUUGAAAAAGAAAUGCAAAAAAAUCAAGAUGUAUAUCAGGAAAAUUAUUCUACGUGGCUUCCACCUGAAAAUCAGAGCGGCGAUGGAAGAACAAGUUUAAAUGAAAAAUUUGGUUAUUGAUAAGUGAAAAAUAUUUUUAAUUUAUUCAUAAAUUAUUAUUAAUAUUACUAUUAUCAAUAUUAAUGUGAUUAGAUUUUUUAUAUUGAUAAUA
Molecule: messenger RNA, 2378 nt
Organism: Chelonus insularis
Lineage: Eukaryota; Metazoa; Arthropoda; Insecta; Hymenoptera; Braconidae
Product: kanadaptin
Exons: 1
Coding region: 212-2287 (691 amino acids)
Molecular function (GO): mRNA binding; protein binding
Source: RefSeq, a predicted model, not a curated record